AUGGAAGAGUCCAGCCAUGUUCGGGAGGCUUUCCACAAAGCCAGCGUCUUCCUAAGCCCCGUGCUCGACAAAGGCAUGGAAAUUCUAAUUGAGCGUUCACGAGGCACAUCUUUGCUUAGGAGCUUGUCUCAGAAGACUGAAGCACCUCAGGGGGACGAUGAAACCUCAAGAACUGCUGUUAUUGGCAAAGCCUUGGAAAUCCUAAAUGACAUCCAUGACGCAUUCGUUACGCCCAUUGAAAGUUCAGAAAAAUACAAAAAUGUCGCUGUUGAAGGUAGAGAUCCGGCUCUUGAAGAUGCGAAGCGUCGCCGGAUGUUGCACGCUUUGUUGGACCUGAUCUCACUCGAGGGAAUCUACCCGUCACUCUCUUCUGGGGUUGGUAUCCCUCUGCAGCAAAGAGUCAUCUCGGUUCUGCCAGCCGGCGUCAUUGCCAAACAGACAGCUGUGCAUACAAGCAUUCUCCAUCGCAAUAUGUCACUUCUUCGCCAUAUUGUUGAGGCCCUACUGAACAUUCUGUUGGAUCCGAGACCAAGCAUUCAGCCUGUCAUUCGGGGUCGCAUCCUGAGCGAUGUAAUCAGUGGAACGGCGGAUCUUGCCUUCAACAAGAAUAUCAAAGGAUAUGACGGACAAAGGAAAUUACAGGCCCAGUUUGUCAACAUCAUCAAUGACACCCCAAGCGCAGUUCUGCUGCCUACAUUGUCUGCCUUCCUUCAGACAGAUACAACACCUUGGUUCAAAUCGACAGUAUCAAGUCAAAUAGCUCAAGUCCCUCUUCGUCCGGGUGGUGUUCUGCAAACGAUCAUGUUCCUCGCCUCGCAAUUUGCCCCUUCUCUCGGACAGGAGGCUCAAAGCGAGCCAUCAAAUGGACCUCACUUCACAGUCCAAGCUAUCAUGCAGAUAUCGAAGCUACUCUCCUCAGUGCCACAACAUGUUGAGCCGUCAGUAUACUUGACCACGAUUGCUCCUCAGCUGUUGACACUUCUGGACGGUGAUGACCCAGAUCUCAAGAGAACUGUUUCCUACACAAUUGGAAAUGGGAUUCUUGGGAAACGGGCUCUUGGGGCUCGUGGAAUGAUUGGACACACAAUCUUCGUGGAGCCUCUAUUCCGCACUUUAACAGCUGACCUCGAUGAAUCUUCGAUGCGAUGGAUGAUGCAAUAUCCUGGCUUUGAAAAAACUAAAUCAUCAACACCGAAAUCAGCAUCUCUAUCAAAAGUCGUUGUCAAUCAUGAGAUGAUCGAUUUAGCCAUUGAGAGGUUAGGAAGCCUGGCUCUCCAACAUCCAAAUCCAGGCCUGGUCAAGCGAAUCGUGACGCCGAUUCUUCUGCCCCUUUGGGGGCUUGCCUGCUUCACAAAGGAGCAGGAUUCGAAAGUGCUACAUGAGAAGGUCAUGGCACUUCUUCAAACCUUCUUCAGUAUUUCGGUUGGAGUGCCCCCUCUCAAGAAGCUUGUUGAUAACUUGCUAUGGGAUGGUGGAUCGGCUUGGACGUACAGUUCCAGCUCCGAUGGACAUAUCAGCCUGGUCAAGCGAAUUCACGAAGGCAACGAACAUUUGAACAUGGUCCGAUUGAUUGACUCCCUCCAAGUACGAACUGAGCUUUUUGCCAGCUUAUUAGCAGCGGAUCCAAGUUGCGAAGAGUCGACUGGCGAAGUCUUCCUCUAUGUCAGUCAGAAAUGGCUUGUGCAGCCAAGCCCAGAAGAUAAACCGCAGCAGCUGGGAGAGUCGGAGACAAUUUUCCAGCGACUUAUUAGUGCCAAAGUCGCCGAAAAGCUGCUGGAUAGCUUCAAGAACACAUUAUCACGCCAUCCCCUUCGCGUACUUGAUCUAAUUAAGCAAGUGAUUGAUGGUGAACUGCAUAACCUUGGUGCCAAAUCCACAAGUCAAAGUCAAGCAUCGGGAAAGCCGUCAUUAUCAUCACUCGCCAAUAUUGUCACUUCAGAGAACACGGCCGAUCAAGAUGAAUCCAACAAAGACACAUCGGAGUCAUUGUCUACCGCAUUCAGCUUGUUAUCCACCGUCUUGGCGUCCCCAGAGUUCUCUAUCUCAGAAAUGAUAAAAUCUCUUUUAGAGUCAAUCAAGGAAAAGCUUGAUCGGUUGAUUCCAUUACUCCCUCCUGCACUCUCCAAGCCAGCAACAACCUCAUCGAUGCUUCUGGAGAUUCAACUCACAUCUCAAGAACAUGAUGAUACCAAACCACCACCGCCUCAUAUCGCCGAUCUCGAAACUCAUCGUCAGGCAUUAUCAAAUCUUAAUUCCAACCUGCCACCCGUCCAAGCAGAAGGAUUCUCUCUACUCACCCAAUUAAUCAUCAACUCAUCCCCUGUUCUCGAUAUCCCUUCAACUCUAACCCUACUCCUAUCAAUCAUCAAUGACAUCUCCGAAUCGACUGCCAACGAGGAAUUCAUCUACCUCAACGCAAUCAAACUCAUCGGCACCCUAGCAUCCCGUCACCCUCGAACAGUUGUCAAAACCUUGGUCGACAGCUACACCGAUAAAUCCGAACAACGAACCCUCGAUCAACGCCUCAAAAUUGGCGAGUCUCUCCUCCGCACAGUACAAGACCUCGGUGAAGCCCUUACUGGCGAAAUUGCGAAAAUACUCGGCGAAGCAAUGGUGACCGUAGCAGGACGCCGAGGCAACAAGCCCCAAGCUCAACGAACUCGCAAAAAACAAGAAGAGAAAGAGCGCCGUCAAGAGGAGCGCGAAGAACGAAAAAGACAAAAAGAAGCCGCCAUGUCCGGAGGAUGGAAGGUCACUACCGGGCCCACAGAUUCCAAAGACGAGGUCACACUUGCAGACUCAGACUCGGAAUCUGAAUCGCCAGAACAGUCGAUCCACGCAGCGAAUAUCGUGGCUGCAUGGGCUGCUGGCGCGGCAUCGGAUGAAGAACCUGAUGACCUGCGUGUUCGCGCUUCGGCCCUCUCGAUCCUUGCAUCUGCAAUCACGACUAACGUCCGUGGCUUGGGACCUGCGGUCAUCUCGUCUGCUGUGGACCUUGCACUGGCGACGCUGACACUGGAGCCUGCAGCUGAAAGUGCGAUUCUGCGUCGUGCAAGUGCGGUUCUGAUACUUGACAUCCUGCGAGCACUUGAUAAGAUUGGGGAGGAGCAGAAGACAGCGAACAUUGGAUUUGGAUUCUCACUUAUUGAUGAUGGGAAGGGUGGGAAUGGGAAUGGUAUGCAGAGUUCGGGAUCUUCCACCAUUGGCAAUAUCCCAUCCAUGCUACGCACGCUUGGAUUCGUCGAGAGCCGCGAGGAAGAUGUAAUUGUGCGUGGGCAUUUGCGAGUUUUGAUUGAGAGCUUGGAGGCUUGGUUGGAGAAGGCUCUGAUGUGGGGGAUUGAGGGACUUGAUGGAGAGCCGAGAAUGGAAUUGGGUGAUCGAAUUGCUGGGUUGGAUAUUGAUCCUCUGGCUGGGCGUGGUCCUUUGAGGCCACGAAUUGAGGAGAUUGAGUAG
Molecule: messenger RNA, 3453 nt
Organism: Penicillium malachiteum
Lineage: Eukaryota; Fungi; Ascomycota; Eurotiomycetes; Eurotiales; Aspergillaceae
Product: RTP1/Tango6 family protein
Exons: 3
Coding region: 1-3453 (1150 amino acids)
Biological process (GO): protein secretion
Source: RefSeq, a predicted model, not a curated record